Messenger RNA from Sitodiplosis mosellana (orange wheat blossom midge), 4245 nucleotides. RefSeq names its product replication factor C subunit 1 (gene Gnf1). Gene Ontology annotation, biological process: DNA replication; DNA repair. Gene Ontology annotation, molecular function: ATP binding; DNA clamp loader activity; DNA binding. Lineage: Eukaryota; Metazoa; Arthropoda; Insecta; Diptera; Cecidomyiidae. The record is from RefSeq and is a predicted model, not a curated record. Gene Ontology annotation, cellular component: DNA replication factor C complex; nucleus. The transcript has 6 exons. The coding region runs from base 1022 to 4093 and encodes 1023 amino acids.
AGAUACUUCUUUUUAAAAUUGAAAUUUAAACAUUCAAAUUCAGUUGCACAACAAUAACAUUGAUUGAGCAUUUCAUAUCAUUAAACGCUGAAAAUUAUAGCCCGAAAAAAGUUUAUUUACAGAUGAUAUUGGAAUUAGAGAAGGCUAAUCCAUCUACUUGAAUGUAUAGAAUUCAACGAUUUUGUGAUAUUUCUAAACACACAAGUAAUUUUUUAGUUUAAAUAAGAAAACGUUUCAUAUCAUUGUCGAAGAAGGGAAAAUAAUCCAAAUCCAUUUCAAUAUUCACACAAAUCUGUGUACACUCAAUGAAUUUGAAUAAAUCAAAGUAGCCUUUGAAAUCCGAAUGAAACACCGCAAUGCUACGCCGAUUGAAAUGAGUGCGUUACGCGAUAAUCUCAACAUAAUAUGAGUCAAGGUAUGAAGUUUUUAUCAAAAAUAGUCAGCCUAUUAAAAAAUCUGGGAGAUGUGAAUUUUUUUUGGACAUAUUUUAGCCUCAAAUCAUAGUACAGUUAGGUUGUUAGCUCCACUUGUCAUUCAAUCAUUAAAAGUGAUUGUUCAAGCUGUAUCAGAAUGUUUUGAACGUGAACAAAAUUUGAAUUUCCACAAAAUCUCUUCUAUUUUAAACAAGCAAUUUUUUUGCCGACAGAAUCAAUACAAAAGUAAAAAACAAUCCAUUUUCAAAAAGAAAACGUAAAAUAAAUCUAUUUAAACACUUGUAACAAAAGCCAUUUAAAAAAUCCCACCGAAAUCUUUUGAACGUGGUUGCAUCUGUCAAACAGUGUGAAGUUUUGUCGACAACGACAGCAACGACAUUCGAACAGUGUUUUUUUGUUGGUGUGAUUCGAAGUGACACCAAUUGCGCCAAAAAGUGGUUUACAAUCAGCAAGGCAGAUCAAGAUAUGUCAAUUUUGAUUCACGUUUGUGUUGAAUUUAUAUUGCACAAUAUUGCAUUUUAACCAAACCACUAUUUUUGAUUGCACCUUGGAAAUUUUCAAAUUGCUGUUUAUCGUAUCAACGAACAAUGGGCAGUAGAGAUAUUCGGUCAUUCUUUUCGAUGGGCGCAAAGCCAGCGGCACCAGCUGCACCGAAUAGCGCUCAAAAACGGAAGCCAGUUGUUUUAGAUGACAGUGAUGAUAAUGAUGAUGGUGGCCGUAAAAAUGGACCUAGCGAUGCUAAGGUAAAACCUUCAUCACGAAAUGAUGAAUCGAAAUCAAAGAAACGUCGUGUCAUUUACUCGUCGGAUGAAGAUGAGCCAAAAGAGUCGAAGACAUCAAAAGAUCCGGUGGCCACUGUGUCGAGUAAAUUGUCGAAGAUGAAAACGGUCGAUGUUUCGAAUGCCUUCGGCAGUGGGCCAGUCAAGAGAGUUGAAAAAGAAAAGAAACCGAAUCAAAUCGUAAACUUGAACGUUUUCGACGCAGACACCGAUGACAUGGAGCUGAUGAAUGUUGAUGAAGAACUGUUGUCACCGAGUACAAAGAAAAAAGGCUCCACCAAAAAAGAUGUGAAAGUGAAGGAAGAGAUAAAAUCGCCUGUGAAAGACAAAACACCGUUGAAAACAAAGAACAAUAAAACACCGGAGAAGGUAAAACAGGAAAAGAAAUCGCCCGAUGCCAUUAAGGCCGAGAAGAAAACACCGGUCAAAAAAGAAAAACGUGAUGAAUCGAAGGAAAAAAAUGACCGGAAGAAGGAGUCAGAUGAUGAUCGCUCAGCCAAGAAGAAGAAAGAAAAAUCUGCAACUCCCGCAUCGAACAAAAAGCCCAAGCAAACAAACGACGAUGAAGUGGAACUCGAUCCAAUUGAUACUGAUCAGGAGAAGCAUGAGAAGCGUCGUGCAGCGGCUAUGUUGUACAAACAAUUCCAGAAACGUGCCGGUCCAUCGAAUCCAGGCAGCAAAGAGAUUCCAAAGGGCAAACCAAACUGCUUGGAGGGUUUGGCAUUCAUUUUGACAGGUGUCUUUGAAUCAAUGGAACGUGAGGAAGCGGGUGCGGUUAUCAAAGAUUUGGGUGGCCGUGUCACAAGUGCCAUAUCGAAGAAAACGAAUUACGUUGUUGCUGGCGAAGAAAGUGGUCCGGCCAAAUUGGCCAAAGCUGAAGAUAUGAAUAUUCCCAUCAUCAAUGAAGAUGAUUUGUUGGAUUUGAUUCGUGAAAAAUCCGGUCUGCCAACACUCAAGAAAAAGGUGAAGAAAGAAGAAGUGAAAUCACCACGCAAGGAGGAAAAGAAAUUGCCAAAAGAAGCUAAAAACGAUAAACGCACUCAUUCGCCGGCAAAAUACGAAUCGCCAAAGAAGAUUAAAGUCGAAGCGAAACCAGUUAAAGCUGAAGAAGCUCCAAAGCCCAAGCCACCAACGCCAAUCAGUAAAGAUACUCCACAGCCAUGGGUAGAAAAGUACAAACCGAAAACAAUCAAAGAUAUCAUUGGUCAACAAGGCCCGAACAGUAACUGUAACAAGCUCAUCAAAUGGUUGGAAAACUGGCCCAAAAACAAUGAUGGUAAAAAGAAGCACGCACGUCCAAAUCCAUGGGCAAAGAACGAUGAUGGUGCCGCAUUCAAAGCAGCGUUGCUAUCUGGGCCACCUGGCGUUGGUAAAACGACAACGGCUUCGUUAGUUUGCCAGCAUUUGGGCUACGACACAAUUGAAUUCAAUGCAUCCGAUACGCGAAGCAAGAAACUGUUGCAAAACGAAGUGUCCGCUUUGAUUGCCAACAAUACACUUCAUGCUUACGGCACUGGACGUGCUGAGAAAUUGGGCGAGAAAAAGGUGCUUCUGAUGGAUGAAGUCGAUGGAAUGGCUGGUAAUGAGGAUCGCGGUGGAAUGGCCGAACUCAUUGCACUGAUAAAGGCAUCAUCGGUACCCAUCAUUUGCAUGUGCAAUGAUCGCAAUCAUCAGAAAAUACGUUCAUUGAUCAAUCAUUGCUUUGAUUUACGUUUCGCACGACCGCAAUUGCCUCAAAUCAAAGGUGUCGUUAUGUCGAUUCUGUUCAAAGAAGGUGUGAAACUGCCACCAAAAACAAUCGAAGAGAUUAUUCAAGCCACGAAUCAUGAUGUGCGACAAACAUUGAACUCACUGUCAUUGAUCAGCGUAAAACCAGAUGCCACCGGCAGUGGAUUGCGCAACGAUAAUGGCAAGAAAGAUUUGCGACUUGGUCCAUGGGAAGUUGUGCGAAAGGUGUUUUCAGCCGAGGAGCACAAAACAAUGUCAUUGAAUGAUAAAGCCGAUUUAUUCUUUCACGAUUACAGUUUGGGUCCACUGUUUGUACAGCAAAAUUACUUGAGCGUUGUUCCAAAUGGUCCAAAAUCCAAAACAAUUGAACAAGUAGCUUUGACAGCUGACAGUUUAAGUUUAGGUGAUUUGGUUGAAAAUCGAAUUCGUAGUCGAAUGGCAUGGUCAUUGUUACCAGUUCAAGCGAUGUAUAGUUCGGUUAUGCCCGGUGAAUACAUGUCUGGCCAGAUCACAUCUCAGAUCAACUUUCCCGGCUGGCUCGGAAAGUACUCGAAAACACAGAAGCGCAGCCGUUUGGCCCAGGAAAUUCACGAUCAUACUCGUAUUCGUACAAGUGCCUCACGUGUAUCGAUUCGUCUUGAUUAUGCUCCAUUCUUGCUGCACAACAUUGUUCAACCAAUGAUUGACGAUCAAAAUGAAGGAGUCGAAGAAUCACUUAACGUAAUGAAAGAAUACCGUUUGCUGCGCGAAGAUCUCGAUGCAUUGGUCGAACUGACCACAUGGCCUGGCAAAAAGGGUCUAUGGGAUUCGGUCGAUGGUCGUGUCAAAGCCGCACUCACUCGUGCCUACAACAAAGAGGUUGCACCAUACACAUACUCUGCCAUCACAGCUACGAAAAAGAAGAUGGUAGCCGUUAGCGAUGAAGACUACAUGAACGAGUUGGGUGAAGAAGGCGGUCAAGGGAGCGACAGCGAUAACGAAGAUGACGACAAGCUGGAAAAUGACACAUUGAUCAAAGCGAAGAAACCCAGUGGAAGUUUAAAAGCAAGCGGAAGCUCAAAAGCAAGCGGAAGUGCCAAGAACAGUAAGCCAAGCACAUCGGUCAAAGGCCGUGCGGGCACCAGCAAAGCAUCAUCUUCUAAGAAGAAGUGAAUUUAUUUCUCGUUAAAUCAUCACAUUCAUUUUUUUUUUGUUAAGUUGUUCUUUUUUUUUUCUCCAAAAACAUUCUCUGUUAUGAUGAAGCCACGAAGUAUUUAGUAUUGAAAUCUCAACAAAUAAAGAAUCUCAGAAGCAAAGUUUGUUUA